Messenger RNA from Artibeus jamaicensis (Jamaican fruit-eating bat), 8126 nucleotides. It is a transcript of the gene TOPBP1, whose product is annotated as DNA topoisomerase II binding protein 1. Gene Ontology annotation, biological process: mitotic G2 DNA damage checkpoint signaling; DNA replication initiation; mitotic DNA replication checkpoint signaling. The coding region runs from base 173 to 4738 and encodes 1521 amino acids. The transcript is spliced from 28 exons. NCBI's taxonomy places the organism in Eukaryota, Metazoa, Chordata, Mammalia, Chiroptera, Phyllostomidae. The record is from RefSeq and is a predicted model, not a curated record.
AGUCAGUUCGGGUCUUCGGCAAUUUCCGGGUCCUGCUAGUUUCUCGGGGUGGGCGCGCCGCGGGGUGCGGCUGGUGUGUGCCGGGCUGGCGCCCGACCCCAGCCGCUCUCCUGCGGGCCGCGCGCGCCCCCACUCGCCUCCCCCAGGGCCCCUGGCUCCACUGAGUUCAAAAAUGUCUGGAAAUGACAAACAGCCACUUUUUGUGAAGUUUUUGAAGUCAUCAGGCAAUUCCGAAUAUUUUCUUAAAGCUCUUGAGUCAAUAAAAGAAUUCCAAUCAGAAGAAUAUCUUCAGAUUAUUACAGAAGAAGAGGCAUUGAAGAUAAAGGAGAAUGAUAGAUCACUUUAUAUCUGUGACCCUUUUAGUGGUGUUGUCUUUGAUCACCUCAAAAAGCUUGGCUGCAGAAUUGUUGGUCCUCAAGUCGUCAUAUUUUGUAUGCGCCACCAGCAGUGUGUCCCAAGGGCUGAACAUCCAGUUUAUAACAUGGUUAUGUGUGAUGUAACUGUAUCUUGUACCAGCCUGGAAAAAGACAAAAGGGAAGAAGUUCAUAAAUAUGUGCAAAUGAUGGGUGGAUACGUAUACAGAGACCUUAAUAUGUCAGUUACACACCUCAUUGCCGGAGAAGUUGGUAGCAAAAAGUAUUUAGUUGCUGCAAAUCUAAGGAAACCUAUUUUGCUUCCUUCUUGGGUAAAAACACUUUGGGAGAAGUCACAAGAGAAUAAAAUAACUAGAUAUACCGAAGUAAACAUGGAAGACUUCAAAUGUCCUAUUUUCCUUGGUUGCAUAAUCUGCGUGACUGGCUUAGAUGGCCCAGAAAGAAAGAGAGUUCAGCAGCUCACAGUUAAGCAUGGAGGUCAAUACAUGGGACAACUGAAAAUGAAUGAAUGUACACACCUCAUUGUGCAAGAACCAAAAGGUCAGAAAUAUGAGUGCGCCAAGCGAUGGAAUGUUCAUUGUGUGACCACGCAGUGGUUUUUUGACAGUGUUGAGAAAGGUUUUUGUCAGGAUGAAUCCAUAUACAAGAUAGAGCCUAGACCGGAAACAAAGACUAUGCCUGAUACUUCAACUCCUACUGGCCAGAUUAACACAGGUGAUAGUCGGACUCUCUCAGAUGUGAGCCAUAUUUCCAACAUCACUGCAAGUUGCAUAAAUGAAUCGAUGUGUAACUCCAUUUUUAAUAGCAAAGUGGAUCCUAUGCUUGAAAAUCUAGAAAAUCUGGAUGUCAGUGCCUUUCAGUCACCUGAGGAUUUAUUAGAUGGUUGUCGGAUAUAUCUUUGUGGUUUUAGUGGCAGAAAAUUAGAUAAACUGAGAAGGCUCGUUAACAACGGAGGUGGAGUUCGUUUUAACCAGCUCAACGAAGAUGUAACUCAUGUUAUCGUGGGAGAUUAUGAUGAUGAAUUGAAGCAGUUUUGGGAUAAAUCAGCCCACAGGCCUCACGUGGUGGGAGCACAGUGGCUGCUAGAGUGUUUCAGCAAAGGUUAUAUGCUUCCUGAAGAGCCAUACAUCCACGCUAGUUACAGGCAGGUGGAAAUUCCAGUCUCAGAUCAGCCUGAAAGUAAAACAUCCCUUUUAAAAAGGAAUAGCAGCUUCUCCAAGAAAGAGAGUGCUUCUGCCAAAAAGCAUGAGCAAGCUGAUGAAGACCUGCUCUCUCAAUAUGUAAAUGAUAUCCCAACAGUAGUUGAAGCUGCAAAGUCCGAAGUUGGGGCCUUUAAUGACACUACUUAUGUUCAGCCCUUCAGUGAUUCUACUCAUAUUUCUCUGCAAGAGGAAAAGCGAUCUUCUGUCAGUCACUGCCUCCCUGAUGCUUCUACAAUUACAGAAGAAGGUUUAUUUAGCCAAAAGAGUUUCCUUGUUUUGGGUUUUAGUAAUGAAAAUGAAUCUAACAUUGCAACUGUCAUAAGAGAAAAUGCUGGGAAAAUCGUAUCCCUUCAGAGCCGAACUGUUGCUGAUUAUACUGUGGUUCCUCUGCUGGGCUCUGACAUAGAAGCAACGGUGGGGGAAGUUGUUACAAAUACAUGGCUGGUAACUUGUAUAGACUCUCAGACUUUAAUUGAUCCAAAGUCAAGUCCCCUCUUCAAGCCAGUGCCAGUAAUGGCAGGAAAGACUCCUUUAGAGGACUGUGUUAUUUCAUUCAGCCAGUGUGCAGGAGCCGAAAAAGAUUCUUUGACAUUCUUAGCAGAGCUCCUUGGAGCAAGUGUUCAAGAAUUCUUUGUCCGCAAAGCCAAUGCAAAGAAAGGCAUGCUUGCUAGUACACAUCUUGUAUUGAAGACACCAAGCGGUUCUAAAUAUGAAGCUUCCAAGAAGUGGAAUUUACCGGCAGUCACCAUAGCUUGGCUGUUGGAGACUGCUAGAAUUGGAAAGAGAGCAAGUGAAAGCCAUUUUCUGAUUGAAAAUUCAACUAAAGAAGAGCAAAGUUUAGAGACUGUAAUAGCAAAUGGGGUGACUCUACAUUCAGAUGCCCCAGAGCAUCCUGCCCCAUGCCUGGGCGUGCACAGGAAAACGGCCGUCACACCUUUAGAUAUGAACCGCUUUCAGAGUAAGGCUUUCCAUGCCGUGGUAUCACAGCACACCCGGCAGGUGCCAGUCUCCCCGGCAGGACAGCCACUCCAGAAAGAGCCCUCGUUACACCUGGACACACCAUCCAAAUUUCUGUCCAAGGACAAACUCUUCAAGCCUUCCUUUGACGUAAAGGAUGCACUGGCAGCCUUGGAGACUCCAGGCAGACCUAGCCAAAAGAGAAGGAAACUGAGUACCCCGCUCUCAGAAGUCAUCGGCAGAAACUUGAAGCUUGCUUUGGCAAAUAGCUCUCGAGAUGCUGUUGCUCUUUCUGCCAGCCCUCAACUGAAGGAUGCUCAACCAGAGAUGGAAGAAGCUCCAAAGCCACUUCACACAGCAGUGGUCUGUGUCAGUAAAAAACUCAGUAAGAAGCAGAGCGAACUAAAUGGGAUUGCAGCCUCUCUGGGAGCAGAUUACAGGUGGAGUUUCGAUGAAACAGUGACUCAUUUCAUCUAUCAAGGGCGACAGAAUGACACUAACCGAGAGUAUAGAUCUGUGAAGGAAAGAGGAAUACACAUUGUUUCAGAGCACUGGCUUUUAGAAUGUGCCCAAGAGUAUAAACACCUUCCUGAGUCCCUGUAUCCACAUACUUACAACCCCAAAAUGAGCUUGGAUAUCAGCGCAGUGCAAGAUGACAGAGUCCGUCAUAGUCGACUGCCCUCAGCUGAUGGGACAGCAAAGGAUGACGAGGCAGAUCAUUUGCCUGUAGAAGAAAAUGAUAUAGAUAGUAUGAUGACCAGUAACAAAGAAGGAGCAACAUCAAAUGAAAAUGGAAGGAAUGACUCUAAAGGAGCUCUGACACAGACCUUGGAGAUGAGAGAGAAUUUCCAAAAGCAGCUGCAGGAGAUCAUGUCUGCAACAUCAAUGGUGAAACCCCAAGGGCCGAGGACCUCCUUUGGCAGAAAUGGCUGUAACAGCACCUCUUCAACCCCUGAGAGUGCUCGCUCCACCCGCACUGGACGCAGUAGAGUCCUGGAGGCCUUGAGGCAGUCUCGCCAGACAGCACCUGAUGUCAACACUGAGCCCUCCCAAAAUGAACAGAUCAUUUGGGAUGACCCUACCGCCAGAGAGGAGCGGGCAAGGCUCGCCAGCAAUUUGCAGUGGCCGAGCUGUCCCACGCAGUACUCGGAACCACAGGUUGACGUGAAGAACCCGGAGGGUUCUCCUUUGCAGGACCCGUUACCUGAUUUAAAAAUUGUUGAACAUGCUGUCCAUGAUCCUGGAAAUGUGUGUGCAACUGAAGCUCCAAAACACCCAGUCUCUGAAGAACAGGAAACUCCAUUAAAAGACAGCCACCUGAUCCCUACACCUCAGGCCCCCAGCAUUGCCUUCCCCCUGGCCAACCCACCCGUGGCUCCACAUCCUAGAGAAAAGAUUAUAAUACAGGAGACUCAUGAAGACUUAAAAAAACAGCACACAUUUCAGUUGUCAUCUCUGAACCCUCAAGAACGUAUUGAUUAUUGUCAUCUGAUUGAGAAACUAGGUGGCUCGGUAAUAGAGAAGCAGGCCUUCGACCCCAGCUGCACACACAUCGUGGUGGGACACCCGCUGCGCAACGAGAAGUAUCUGGCCUCCCUGGCGGCGGGGAAGUGGGUGCUUCACCGCUCCUACCUCGAAGCUUGCAGGACUGCUGGGCGCUUCGUGCCGGAAGAAGACUACGAGUGGGGAAGCAGUUCCAUCCUGGAUGCUCUGACCGGAAUCAGCGCGCAGCAGCGGCAGCUAGCCCUUGCAGCAAUGAGAUGGAGGAAGAGAAUCCAGCAAACCCAGGAGGCGGGCGUUGCUGAGGGAGCAUUUAGCGGGUGGAAGGUUAUUUUACAUGUUGCUAAUCCGUCCCGAGAAGCAGGAUUCAAACGUCUGCUUCAGUCCGGAGGAGCUAAGGUGCUACCUGGUCAUUCUGUGCCUUUAUUGAAAGAAGCCACUCACCUCUUUUCUGACGGAAAUAAACUGAAACCUGAUGACACAGGAGUUAAUAUAGCAGAAGCUGUUGCCCAGAAUGUGUACUGCUUGAAAACAGAAUACAUUGCUGAUUACCUUACGCAGGAAACCCCUCCUCGAGUAGAAAAUUACUGUCUACCAGAAGCUGUUUCAUUUCUUCAGAAUAAUAAGGAGCCUGGGUCUGGAUUGUCACAAAAGAGAAAAGCUCCCACAGAGAAAAAUAAUACCAAACGACCUAGAGUGCACUAAUCAGAUCUACUCCGAGUUACCAAACAGUAGAUGUUUUUAAACUAAUAGCCUCUUACUGUGAUGGAUUUGUGUAAUAAUGUAGAGACAAGUACUUGAAGAAUUUAGCUUCAGAGUAUAAUGAUGACUCUGCUUGAAGUUAGUUUUUUUUAACACCUGAAAUUUUAAUCAGUGAAAUAUUAACUGUCCCUGAAUGGAGAGCUACCUGGAAGAAGAAACAGCCCCUUGGCUGACUUGCUGUUAGACUGCCUGACGUGUGCAGGAGGCUUUGUAUGUAUGUAUUCUCUUGUAAAUAUCUGAGGCUAGCACUUAGUGGGAGUUUUAUUAGCAAGGUGAUGGAUUUUGCCUUAAAAUGUGUGCUUUAAUUCAGAACAAGGAAGCUGUCAAUUGGAAUUUAUUUAUGUUUUCCCUGAUUUUUAACUUCUCACCAGUUUACCUCUUUUUAACAGGAGCCUGAGCACAGGGUUUAACGAAGACUGAGGCUUUAAACUUAAAACGUGCGUGUAUAUGUGUAUGUGUAUGUGUACAGACCUCCAUGAUGUGUGCUAGGUCUGGGUGCCAGACUUGGGGAAUAAAGACAAUAAAGAAUAAAAGUAGUGACUCAGACUAGUUUUAAGGUAGGUAAGUUCUUGAAAAGUGUUCUGGCAUUCAUUCUCUUGUUGAAGCAACAAUUGUAAAACUACUUAACAGGCAAAUGUUGCUAGUUAUGUUUCUGGUGUUUUUUAUUUACUUACUUAGAAUAUUGUUCGAUUGGGUUAACACAAACCUUAUUAGAACCACAAAGUUGCAUCGGCCUUUAUUACCAGCUACUGCGUGCAUUGCCAUAGGCUCCCAAGUAUACAGCUACCUCCUUGUGUUUAAGGCACAGGUCAAAAUCAGAACCGUAAUUUGUUCAAUUCCAAUAACUCUUCCUUUGAAAGGCAUAUUCAGACAGUGAAGGAUCCAGGUUCUUAUCCUAGGCCAGUGAUUUUCAACCUCUUUCAUCUCAUGGCACACAUAAACUAAUUACUAAAACUGCGGCACACAAAAAAUUUUUUCCACUGACCAAAAAAAUACAUAAUUUUAAUUUGUUCACAUUGGACAUCUUUUAUGUUGGCUGGUGUCUUCCCUCCCCCGCCCCCCAAAUCUGAGGAAAAGAGGUUGGUGUCCCUGGUGUUAAAUAGGUGUUUAAAAGUCCUACAACACACUGGCUGCAAAUCACUGACCUAGACAGAAAUCCUGGAAAGAGUAGGGUUCUCCCUGCUGCUCAAGAGUUGGCCCCUUGCCCUGGUCUAGGCAUGUACAGGAGGCAACUGGUGGAUCUUUCUCCCUCAUUUGUUCUUUUAGCAUGUACGUAUAUUUAUAUAAAAUCUCCUCAGGUGGGCAGUAAAGAAUUGGCUCCUGAAUGCAUUUAGGUUUGAGCUAAUUCACAGUUUAGGACAGUACAGAUUCCUGCACAGCUUUGCCCAACAGAAACCCUCGUGGGCCUGGUUUCAUCAGAGCCAUUUAGUGUCAGCGGGGUCAUUUCACAGACAGUUUGCAGUACAUUUCCAUGAAUCUCACCAAUUAAAAAUUCUUUGACGUAGUUAACACUCCUCAAAACUUCUUGAUGAACACACUGAUAAAUGUUAUCCUUUUUCUAUCCAAAAUAAAAUUACCUAAUGUAUCAUUUCCUGCUAAAAUUACCAUUUUCCCAGCUUGUCUUAUUGACACACAGUUUACAGUUUGAAGGCUCAUGAUCUCAGCUCCUCUGAGUCCAGAAUCCGUCCGCACCCUGCAUGGACCAUCCCGAUUCUGCCCUCGACUGGGGCUGGAAAAACCCUGAUGCCAGCAAGGCCUUCCUGCAUGCAAAUCAUUUCAAGGGUAGAUAGUUCUCUCAUUUAAAAAGGAGAGGGAAAAAAAGACUUCCUUUGAUUAUCCUAACUCCUAGUUUCUCCUCAGAAUUGCUAUAGUAUUUUAACCUGUGAUACAUUAGCACUUUAUAUUCCUCCAUGAAUUUCUUUACACUGUAGUCUAAGCUCACCGACACUCAUUAACUCAACAAAGGGUGACGCCUCAGCCUGUGAGGUGCUGCCGGGGAUUCAGGAACACAUGACUCGGACCACGUGCUCUCAAGUGUCAAAGAGGUGGGGUCUUCAGUGUAUUUAUGGUGUCACGGGCUGCAUAGUGUGUCUCCUCCCUUCCCUAACACACACGUUGAAGUCCUGACUCCCAGUGUGACUGUGUUAGGUCACAGGGCCUUGAAGAAAGACACCACCCAGCCAGUACCUUGCCCUCUAGCCUCCAGAACUGUGGGGCGUUACUGUUGUUUAAGCCGCCCAGUCUGGUGUUUUACGGCAGCUCAACAGGUUCAUACCAUGUCGUAGUGCAAAGGUCAACCCAGGGCCAUAACACCUGGAUAUGGACUCGGGCACGAUUUUGUAUGUGUGCAUUUUUAGGAUAGAGCUCAGUUUUAGAAUUCAGAUCUGAGACUUCCCCUCCAGCCUUCACCCAGAGGUGCUUUAAUACAUACUGUAUCAUAUCAGAGUUUGGCGAACUUUUUCUCAGAUACUAAGCAUUUUAAGCUUUCUUGGCCAGGACUUUUUUUUUUUUAGAGAUUUUACUUAUUUACUUUUAGAGAGUGGGGAAAGGUGAGAAACACCAAUGUGUGGCUGCUUCCUGCACACCCCAUACUGGGGGCCUGGCGGUGGGGGAAUGGGUGAAAAAGGUGAAGGGAUUAAAAUGUACAAGUUGGUAGUUCCAGAAUAGUCACAGGGAUAUACAGUAUGGUAUAGGAAAUACAGUCGAUACUGUAAGAACUAUGAUGUCAGGUGGGUACUAGAUUCAUCUGGGUGGUCACUUAGUAAGCUAUGUGUCUAAUCACUGGGUUGUACACCUGAAACUAACUAGUUGAACAUAAAAAAUUAAAGUAGGAAAAAGUAAAUGCAGGAAGAGCAGGGUAGCCCCGUGCAGACUCGGCCAGCCCCUCAGCGCCUGGGCAGGAGGCCUGGCCUGCCCUCAAGCCCCCCACCCCCACCCCAGGGCCAGGCCUUGCUCCGUGUUGGGCAUAAGGUACAUGCAGCCUGAACAGACCAUGGCAGCAGCAUUCAAAAUGAGCUGCAUGGGGCUGGUGUGCCUAUAAAACUAUGAGGGACUCUUGUGAUGGAACUGUUGGUAGCUUGCUUUUUUAUAUAAACUUGAAGAUAGAAGUGGCUUCACUGAACAGUUUGUGAGUGGGGCUGCAUAUCCAGCGCGCAGGGAGAGGCCCCGACUUGCUGUAUCGGGACCUCGGGGAUGUCGGCGUCCUGGCUGUCGUGUGCCGUGUGGGUUCACAAGAGGUUACAGCUGGGGAAACUGGAUGGGGUCACUGUAUUUCUAAGACUGUAUGCUAAUUUACAAUUAUCUCAAUAAACUUUCAUUUUUUAAAAGUUUG